CCUCGCGAGCGCCGCUUCGAGAAACCGGCGGAGGAGAAAGGCGAAGGAGGAGAGUUCUCUGUUGACAAACCUAUUAUUGACCGACCUAUGCGUGGACGUGGUGGACUCGGAAGAGGACGUGGACGUGGCCGUGGAAUGGGCAGAGGAGAUGGGUUUGACUCUCGUGGCAAACGUGAAUUUGACAGACAUAGUGGCAGCGAUAGAUCCGGCCUAAAGCACGAGGACAAGCGUGGUGGCAGUGGAUCACACAACUGGGGAACCGUCAAAGACGAACUAACUGAAUUGGAUCAGUCGGCUGUAACUGAGGAAACGCCAGAAGGAGAAGAACAUCCACCUGCUGAUUCUGAAAACAAAGAGAAUGAGGUUGAAGAAGUUAAGGAAGAAGGUCCUAAAGAAAUGACCCUGGAUGAAUGGAAAGCUAUUCAAAGUAAGGAUCGCGCAAAAGUUGAAUUCAACAUCCGUAAACCAAAUGAGGGUGCUGAUGGGCAAUGGAAAAAAGGAUUUGUUCUCCACAAGUCAAAGAGUGAGGAGACAAAGGCGAUGACAGAAAUGCAGGGGAGUCUGCUGGAAUCAAAUGAGGCUCAUGCUGAGGACUCGGUAAUGGAUCAUCACUUCCGCAAACCGGCGAACGACAUCACGUCCCAGCUGGAGAUCAACUUCGGAGACCUGGGCCGCCCCGGCCGUGGCGGCCGAGGGGGCCGGGGUGGCCGAGGCCGCGGAGGCAGGGCCAGCCGCGGGAGCAGGACUGACAAGUUGGUGAAGGAGUUUGACGUGAUCCACACGCCCAACCAGUCGAGCGCUUCUGCUCCCGAUGUAGACGACCCAGAGGCUUUCCCAGCGCUGUCCUAAACUGGAUGUCAUAAGCCAACCCUGCCCUCACUGGGCCUUCCUCUCCGAGGCUUGCAUGCUUAAGGAUCCUAAACAACUAAGAAAUUAAAAAAAAAAAAAAAAGAGACUGUCAUUCAUACCAUUCACACCUAAAGACUGAAUUUUAUCUGUUUUGAAAAUGAACUUCUCUCGCUACACAGAAGCAACAAUAUGGUAGUCAGUUUUGUAUUUAGAAAUGUAAUGGUAGCAGGGAUGUUUUCAUAAUUUUUUCAGAGAUUAUGCAUUCUUCAUGGAUACUUUUUUGUAUUGCUGCUUGAAAAUAUGCGUUUCCAAACUUGAAAUAUAGGUGUGAACAGUGUGUACCAGUUAAAAGCUUUCACUUCAUUUGUGUUUUUAAUUCAGGAUUUUAGACGUUUUCCCCAAACAACAAACUGGUUUUUAGUUAUUGCUGCACACUAUUUCUGUUUCCAUAACACCUAUUUAGGAGAUUUUUAUCAGCCCAUGGUCUUUUGGAAUAUGUAAAGUUUAAUUUGGCAAACUGUUAGUACUGUGUGGAAUACUAACUCCUGGAAAUAUUUUAAUUUAGUUUUAAUCCUUAAUUUCCAACUUGGAAAAACAGUCAUUUUUCAUCUAUGUUUGGUAGUUUGUUUACACAAAAUCUUUAUACAAAAUUGAUAUCAAAUACUUGAAAAAAAAUAUUCAAAGCACAUUGGUUUAUAGUUAAAUACCUGUGUAAUGAUCCAGCAGUGAUGUGUGGAUAAUUGGUCUAAACAGUUUUUUUAAAUUCUGUAUUACACCUCUCACUCGCCCUUUUUACCUUUAUUCCCUCCUCCCUACAACAAACCUAGAUGCUUUGUUGGCAAAAAAAA
Messenger RNA from Tinamus guttatus (white-throated tinamou), 1697 nucleotides. The record is from RefSeq and is a predicted model, not a curated record. NCBI's taxonomy places the organism in Eukaryota, Metazoa, Chordata, Aves, Tinamiformes, Tinamidae.